AUAACCCAUAUCUAAUGACAUCAAUCAAAAUUGAGGGUAACUUCAUAGUCCAAAUCAAUGUGGAUAAAAAUGAUCUUCAACAUUACACCGGUAUUCCAAAAACACCUCAAUGAAUAUGUAAGUAAUUUUUUUGAAAACGGACUUCUCGAUAAAAUUAUUGGAUGUAAAAGAAAUUAUAGCUUGAGCAGUGGCAAUGUUAAAGUUACUGUGGUUGGGGCUGCAGGUAAAAUGGGAAAACCCCUAUGUCUGAUGCUGAAGCAAUCUUUAAUGAUAGACGAACUUUCCAUGCACGAUGUGAAGACAACAGGCGAUGCUUUAGAACUGAAUAAUAUAGACACAAGCUGCAAGGUAACUGCGUACAGCGGAAAGUCUAAUCUACCCCCUGCAUUAAAGGGUUCAAAUGUUGUGGUAGUGAUUGCUGCCGGUCCAGAUUCUGAUUCGCUAACACCAGAUAAACAAUGGGAACAGAAUUCAAAAAUUGUUUCAGAAAUAAUGAGCGUUCAUGCAAAAUAUUCACCAAAGGGUAAACGUACGGGGAAAUCUAUGAUGUGUGAAGUAUUUCUAAAAGAUACGCAAACUUACCGGAGUUCUGAGCGUAUAAAUAUACUUACAGUUACUAACUGGAAAUGCCGAGCUGAUCCUAUUCACAAGGAGACGGAAGAUUGACUGGUUUUUCUAGCCAACCUUCUUUGGGACUAGACUAGCUUCAUCCCAAUCACUAAAACAUCUAGGAAUCAUCUUGGAGUGUAGACUGAAUUGGCAUUUCUAGCUGUAGGCACAGAACCGAUAAAUAGUGUAUUGCCGCUGUGCUGUGAAACACUGAAAAAGUUUGGCAGUUACAAUCCUUCAACCGUCUUCGGCAUCACUGCUGAUGACAGUGUAAGAGCCAACACAAUCAUUGCAAAGACUAUGAAAGUUGGACCAGAAUGUGUUAGUGUGCCGGUUAUUGGGGGACAUAGCGAAGAGACUAGAGUGCCUGUACUAUCGCAAGUCAAGCCCAAGAUAGAGUUUUCACACGAAGAAAUCGAGAAAAUUACAGCUAGUAUCAAAAAACCUCAACAGAAAAAGGAAACCUCAGGAUUUCUAGCUGCUUUCGCAACUGCCAGGUUUAUACUAUCUUUGGUGAAAGGUAUCAGAGGGCACAAAAAUGUGAUUGAAUGUGCUUACGUUCCUUCUAAGGUUCAUCCUGAAUUGAAGUACCUCUCGACCCCAGUUCAACUAGGAAUCCACGGUGUGUCGAAAAAUCUCGGUUUACAGGAAUUGACAGAUUACGAACAGUGCAUGUUUGAUAAUGUCGUCACUUGCCUCGCGGCUGAUAUAACAAAAGGUGAAAAGUAUAUUGGUACACACGCUGAAUGCUCUCGACAUGCUAAGCAACAGUAAGUGUGAAGACGAUUGUGCCCCUGAUUGUAAUAUUGUCAUGAUGCAAAAUAUUUUGUGAUUACUUUUGUUUUAUUAAAUUUUUAUAUUCUUGAGAGAAAA
Messenger RNA from Acanthoscelides obtectus, 1482 nucleotides. The record is from the annotation of a GenBank genome assembly. NCBI's taxonomy places the organism in Eukaryota, Metazoa, Arthropoda, Insecta, Coleoptera, Chrysomelidae.